Molecule: messenger RNA, 1363 nt
Organism: Spirometra erinaceieuropaei
Lineage: Eukaryota; Metazoa; Platyhelminthes; Cestoda; Diphyllobothriidea; Diphyllobothriidae
Source: the annotation of a GenBank genome assembly
AUGGUCGUGGUGGUCGCUCACUUGCUUGCAGGUGAGACUGCGCCUAGCGUCCACUUGCUGGCACUCAACUCUCACCUGUGGCUCCACGUAGCUGGACUCUGCUCAGCGGCCACACCCCGGGGAACCGUCUCGACCGGCGGGCUAAACCAGGUGAGGGGGCCCUGUGCGCUGUGCCGUGUGCACAGUGUUUGCGGAUUCCCCUGAAUGGAAGGUCGGAUGGAACCUUGCGUCGGCACCGUCGUGACGUGGUUCGUCUCUGCACGCCGAUGGACAGCCGGUGGCGGGAUGGAUCUCCACAUCGACAUCGCCUUGACGCGCCCACCUACGCCGUCGGAGACCGCGGCUUACGGCGAAUUCGAGUCGCUCUCCACUACAACCCGAACUCGUGGUCCCAUAGUGGAGUUCGGCCGUGCCACAACGGCACAUGGCAGCCCUAUUCAGGGAUGGCACUGCCAGCAUCCACGAAAGGAAGGGCUUAGAAAAGGUGGCCUAAACAUUGCUGGGUAUCACGCCGUCUCCAGGCUAGCCAGGGCCGCAGACGUCUAAUCAUGGUCGUAACAAUCAAAAUCGAAACAACAACAAUACCAAUAACAACGACAACCAUACUCAUUCUCCUCAUCCUACCUCUUCUACCUCUUCCUCUGCCUAUUCUUCUCCUUCGUCACCUUCUUCUCCAUCUCCUUCCCGUCGCCCCACUCGUUGCCACCAGACUGGCAGGGUGAGCCCGCUCACUCUGGCAGCCUGGAAUGUUCGUACCCUUUUAGACAAUCCGAGGAGCAACCGACCGGAGCGGAGGACGGCGCUAGUGGCACGAGAACUGGCGCGCUACAAGGUGGACAUCGCCGCACUCAGCAAGACCCGAUUCUCCGAACAAGGCCAACUGGAGGAGGCAGGUGCCGGCUACACCUUCUUCUGGAACGGUCGACCCAGGGCAGAGCAACGGGACGCGGGUAUCGCCUUCGCCAUUCGUAACGACAUCGUGGGACGACUGCCCUGUUUGCCGCAGGGAAUCAACGAUCGCCUGAUGAGUCUUCGCCUGCCUCUCCGGCGAGGAGGCAAAUCCGCCACCAUCAUCAGCGCCUACGCUCCGCCGAUGACCAGUUCCGACGCCGUCAGAGACAAAUUCUACGAGGACCUGCACGCCCUCUUGGCGACUGUGUCGAAGGCGGACAAGUUGAUUGUCCUUGGUGACUUCAACACCCGCGUCGGCACAGACCAUACUGCCUGGAGAGGAGUGCUGGGUCUCCACGGUCUCCGCGACUCAAACGACAAUGGUCUGCUGCUUCUCCGCACCUGCGCAGACCAGCGCCUAAUCCUGACGAACACCUUCUUCUGUCUGCCGGAGCGAGAGAAGGCCACCUAG